AUGGACAUCAACCAGCUACCGGUGGAGUGUAUUUCUUCCAUUCUGGCCUUCUCCUCGCCGAAGGACGCCUGUAGAUCCGCCACCGUCUCGCCGGCUUUCAGAUCCGCCGCCGAUUCCGAAGCUCUGUGGACCACUUUUCUGCCGUCCGAUUACCGGCAGAUUAUUUCUCAGGCUUCGUCCCCAUCUACCACGUCGUUUCUGAAUUCCUUGUCCAAAAAGGCUCUCUACUUCCAUCUCUGCGAUCGUCAGCUUCUCAUCGGCUCUGGAAGGAGGUCGAUGACUUUACAAUGGAGAGUGGGCUGA
Messenger RNA from Cucurbita pepo subsp. pepo (vegetable marrow), 303 nucleotides. The record is from RefSeq and is a predicted model, not a curated record. NCBI's taxonomy places the organism in Eukaryota, Viridiplantae, Streptophyta, Magnoliopsida, Cucurbitales, Cucurbitaceae.